Coniophora puteana RWD-64-598 SS2 is the source of this 720-nucleotide messenger RNA. RefSeq lists its product as uncharacterized. The coding region runs from base 1 to 720 and encodes 239 amino acids. The record is from RefSeq and is a predicted model, not a curated record. Lineage: Eukaryota; Fungi; Basidiomycota; Agaricomycetes; Boletales; Coniophoraceae. The transcript has 6 exons.
AUGCCUCAAAUCCCUGCCAUCCACCCUGACGCCGACACUCCCCCUCGUUCCCCGCCUUGGUUGUCUGUCGCUGGCCACCCCGCACCCACCACUGCCGCCGAGGCGCAGCACUUCGUCAACCGGUUGCACCACCAGCUGGGCUUGCAAGUCCAGCUGUUCCUGAUGUUCCUGAGCAACAUCUGGUCGGGGGGCCUCAGAGCUGAACUUGAUGAUACAUUCGCGAUGCUCGUGUACAUCUACGCACAUACACCGGCGUGUGGCGGCGACUGGGACAUCAAGCUCCCGCCCUCAAUCAAGUGGCUCUGUACGGAGGAAGACCCGGCGGUGAUGUUUGAGACGUGGGUGCACAACGAGGAGAAGAUGACGUGGCUCCUCGACUAUCAGACCGCGUCUGGUCUCGACGUGGACGAUCAUGGCGGCAACGAGUGGUGGGAGGAAGUCUUCCGGCUAUACCAUGUUAGCUCCAGCCGGUCUCAGGGAUUGCAACGAAUGGACCACGUCCAUGUUCCACUCAUUGAAGGGAUCAACCUCAAACGUAAACAGCCACACGGAAACACCAACGAGCAAGCUGGAAAGGCACAAAAGACCGCAGAGGGGUCAACAUCGGCAGAUGGAAGGUCCAAAAGGACCAGGAAACCAACAGAGCAGACAGCAGGUGGCGAGGGCGGUGGUGAAGUAUCAAACUCAGAAGAGGCACUGGUGUCCAACAUGAGCAAGUAA